Dermacentor andersoni is the source of this 4819-nucleotide messenger RNA. Lineage: Eukaryota; Metazoa; Arthropoda; Arachnida; Ixodida; Ixodidae. The record is from RefSeq and is a predicted model, not a curated record.
UUUUUUUUAUUUCUUCCCACUAAAAGUGAAAAAGUUUUGCGUGUAAAUGAACUUAUACUUUGCAACUUUUUGUUGCGUUGCCUAGCAACAAGCUAGCGGCACGCCAGACGCGCGUGCAUACGUCAUGCGCCAGACAAGCCGCAGGAGUGAGCGAGGCCGGUCGUACGUGCGAAGCUCGCGUGCUCGGCGACCCGUCUGUUUUGGAUAUAGCCCAUUUUUUGGGCUCCCGGCCUUCUCUAUGCUUCUCUUGCGUAUCGUGUGCAUUUCGACACGGCACCACUGCACUACUGGACUACGGCAAGGUUGUGGCAGUUCUGCUGCAAACCGAGCCAUCAUCAUGCGGUUGUUUUCCCGCUGCACCACGCAGCAAUGAAAUCCUGGGGACGUAUCCGUUGUCAUCGACACGCGCCGGUGACAUUUGCCUUGUGGAAGAUUCGUCGCCGCCAACUAUCAUCACCGCAUCUAUGCGAACUGCGAUUACGUCGGACCACAUGACCCGCUUCCCCGCUAUAAAAGGCCAGACCACACCGAGCUACACCAGUGGGCAUGGCAGCAGCCUCAGCGGCAACAUGCUAAGGAAUCCCUUCUGUUUCGUACUGCAGGUUAGUCAGUACUUACCUACUAAAUGCUAUCGAAGCGAUGAUCGCUUCUUAGUGCUGCUGCCCUGUCCACUAUCUUUUUUAAAUGUUUUCAAUUAUGUCUUUUCUAUGCCAAGUGACUUGCUGGUAUGUGGCGAUAUAGAGGCAAAUCCGGGUCCCACAGAAAAAGAAAUGCUUUCCGAAUUACUGAUUGGCCAGGGAAAGUUGACCACAUUUGUGGAAGCCUUGCAGAGUUCUCAAAACGAUAUUGAGAAGAACAUUUCAGCACUGACCAAACGCAUAGAAGGUUUCGAAAAACAGCUGGCUGGUUUGAACGCACUGAACAAACGUGUGAAAACAAUGGAGGACACUGUUGUGAAGGUUGAUAAACAGUUAUCUGCUCUCAUUUAUAAAGUCGACGACUUAGAAAAUAGGAGUCGCAGAAACAAUUUAGUUAUAUACGGGCUACCUGACGAUGACGAAGAGACAGCAGCUGGGCUUGAAAGUAAGGUAGUGACUGAGGUCUUUCAGGACAAAUUAGGAUUAACUGUCUCCGGCAUUGAGAGGUGUCAUAGAAUUGGUCGCAAAUUUAAAUAUAAGAAACGCCCCGUAAUACUCAAAUUUUUAGACUACCGAGAAAAGGCGUCAGCAUUGAAAUCCGCGCACAAACUAAAGGGUUCCGAAAUAUCAAUCUCUGAAGACUUUUCCACCAGAACGCGAGAAAUACGAAAGCACCUGUGGAAGAGUGCCGCGCAAGAAAAGGCCAAUGGAGCCAAGGUGAAACUAAUGCACAAUAAGUUGUCUGUUGACAAUGUAAUGUACGGCUGGGAUGAAGUUAAAGGUGCCCGUUAUAAGCUGAGCAAUAAAAAUAACUGACAGCACGAGCCCAUUCCUAAAUCACUGAAAAUACUAAAUGUAAAUUGUAGAAGUAUAUUAAACAAAAUUAGUGAUUUGGAAGGAAUUUUACUUUGCGAAGAUCCUGACAUCGUGGUCUUAACCGAGACAUGGUUGAAUGAUACCAUUCACGAUAGUGAAUUUGUGCCGGCUUCCUACAGUGUACUUCGGAAAGACCGUGGUGGUAAAGGUGGAGGAGUUGCCAUACUCUUUAAAGAAUAUUUAAGUAUAUUGAGCAUGCCUGAAGUGCCUAAUAUUGAAUGCAUUUUCUGUAAGGCAUACCAUAACAAUGUCCGGUAUAUUGUAGGAGCACUGUAUAGGCCGCCUGGAUCGCCUGUCAUGGUCUUGGAUAACCUUAAAGAUUAUAUGACAACCUUUAUUAAGCUAAAUGAUCGCAUUAUUUUAACAGGCGACUUCAAUUUGCCAGAUAUUGACUGGUCAACAUUCGCAAUCAAAACGCAUAGUGACGAAUCAAGUGAGGCAAUGCUUGAUAUAGCUUUCUCGUUUGACUUGACGCAAACCGUAGAGCACCCCACCCGAAUACAAGGGAAUUCAAAAUCCAUUUUAGACCUCUUCUUUGUUUCUGGAACAAUCCUCGAUGCAACUAAGUGUGUAGUGAUACCUGGUAUCUCCGAUCACCAGGCUGUUCUCCUGACCCUUUACGGCAUGACUCUUGAUAAGGUUUGGCCUAAAAUGCAUUUUAGAAACUUCUCCCGUGCUGACGAUGUUUCCAUUAUUGAUGUUCUUUCCUUUAAUUUUGAUGCAUUUUGUAAUAACACUGCAAGUGUUCAAGAACUCUGGGACCAAUUCAAGGCCAUGGUACAUGAAUGUAUUGAAUGUCACGUGCCAGUUAUUGUUAAAAAGAAAACAAAAAACCCAUGGAUUUCUCGGGCGACACUGCAGCUGAAAAGAAAACUGAAGCGCAUGAAGCAGAAAAGAAAAGAAAACAUUCUUUCUCCGGAAUUGGAACAAAAUAUAGCUUUGCUUAGUUCUCAGCUCAAAAAGCAAACGGCCAUUGACAAACAGCAUUAUUUUGAAAAAUCUUUGCCCAAAUUUAUAUCAGAGUCUCCUGAGAAAUUCUGGCGUUCGGUUUCCCCAACCUCAAAGACCCAUGAUCAGCUUGAAAUCAAAGGUGUUCUGGUCAGUGAUGCACACAAAUUAUCUAAUGUCUUCAAUGAACAUUUUAAGUCCGUAUUUACUAACGACAAUAACAUCUUUCCAAAAUUUGAAGCCUCACUGCCGCCUUUGGAGGAUCUUGUCAUUAGUGAGCAUGGUAUCUUAAGUAUGCUGCUUAACCUUGAGGUAAAGAAAUCACCUGGACCGGACAACAUACCUAAUGCCUUUUUGAAAAGAUAUGCACAAUGGACAUCUAAAUAUUUGUUUGUUUUAUUUACAAGGUCCUUGUGUGAAAGUCAAAUCCCAAGAGACUGGGGGACUGCCAGAGUGAAACCGCUUCACAAAAGUGGAGACAAGCGAUUGAUCAAGAAUUACCGCCCGAUUUCGCUAACAUCGACUGCUUGUAAACUACUUGAGCACAUAAUUCGCAAUCACAUAUCAAACUUCCUCGAAGCUAACAAUUUCUUUACUAAAUAUCAGCAUGGAUUCAGGAGGGGUUACUCAAAUUGUACACAGCUAGUAGAAACUAUACAUGAUUUUUCCUCUUCAAUUAACAAUGGAACACAGAUUGACGCCGUAUUUAUGGAUUUCUCGAAAGCUUUUGACAGGGUCACUCACGAAAAGUUAAUUUAUAAGUUAGACACAAUACUUCAUAACAAACAAUUAGUAAAGUGGAUUUCAGCCUACCUUUUAAACAGGGAACAAUUCGUCGUUUUUAACAAUCAUUGUUCUGACAAGCUUACAAUUCACUCUGGCGUCCCUCAGGGCUCUGUUCUUGGGCCUCUAUUGUUUUUAAUAUAUAUUAAUGAUAUUGUGUCUAACAUUCUUGUGAAGAUUAGGCUUUACGCUGAUGAUUGUGUCAUUUAUACAGAAGUAAGAAGUGUCUCAGAUCAAAUACUACUAAAUAACACGUUGCAGAAAGUUUCUGCAUGGUGUGAAUCAUGGCAAAUGUCCAUUAAUCUUGAAAAAACUCUAUUGAUGAGGAUUACUCACAAAAAGAAUGCCUUACCGUUUGAUUACAGUAUUAAUGAUGUGACACUUGCAGAAGUAACAGAAUAUAAAUAUCUAGGGCUCUGGGUCACUAACAAUCUCAGCUGGAACAAACAUAUUGAUUUCAUAACGUGUAACGCUUAUCGUAAAUUGUUUUUCUUAAGACGCGCAUUGCGGUUACCCACUCCAUCUGUCCGCCUCCUUGCUUACAAAUGUAUUGUCUUGCCUACCUUAGAUUAUGCUGCUAUCAUUUGGGACCCAUUCACUAAGACUAACAUAAACAAAGUAGAGAGGGUUCAAAGGAGGGCUGCUCGAUACAUAUAUAAUAAUUACCGACGUACAUCGAUAACACAUCUUUUAAUCAAAGCUGGUCUGCCGACAAUAAGUGAGCGAAAUCGUUCUGCAAGACUUAAAUUAAUGUACCAAUUAAUUAAAGGACACUACAGAACUGAAAUCACCCAUUUAGUUCAUUUUUCGUCAGGGUAUGCGACCCGACAACGACAUCAGCUAACUUUAACUCCUUUUCGCAUCCGUAAUAACUGUUUUAAAUACUCAUUUCUUCCACGCACUAUUACCGAUUGGAAUAAUCUCACUAACAAUGAAGUGUUGCAACCGUCACUGACGUUAUUUGCCCAACAUAUUGCCUAGUCUGUGUUACUGCAUUUCAUCACUUUACUGCUCUAUUGUGUAUAUUAUUUUUUUACUGUUUGAUAUCUUGUUCAAAUGUAUUCCUGAUGCUGGCUGCAGAGCUUCAACCUGCACCCUUCUUUCUUGUUUACAUUUUGCCAUUUUUGUGAAACUGCUUAAUUCUUUUUCCCACCCUGCUAUAAUCCCGAUACCGGGAUUGCAGUAUCAAUAAAUAAUAAAAUAAAUAUUGUUGUGCAAGAGUUGAGUGAACUCAAUUGCUCUUGAAAAUUUGUUGAAGUCCGUUGUUUCAACAAUUGCCCAACAAUAUAUCAAUGGUUGGUCAACAGCCAUUUUUGUACGGGUUACUUCAUACUUUUGCCGUUCUCGCUCGCAUUUCUGCCUUUCCUGUACCACCUCCCAAGCAAUCUCGAUCAAGGCGCUCGUCAUCAUUGUCGCUAUCUUUAAUUGCCUUUUGCAUAGCUGGCCCUGUCAAUAUUUCUUCCGCCGCAACUCCCGAAUAACAACACUUUUAUAUAACAAUUUAAUCAGAAGUGUUGUUAUAUGCGCUAUUGACGUGCUCUGUUGACUAGAUCGCGCAUAUCUGUGGGUAUUUG